GCGGGGUGGCCCGGCGCGACGUGCCCGGGCGGAGGAGGCCGCGCCAUGGCCCCGCGCGGGCGCUGGCGGCGGGCGUUGCUGCUGGCCUGGCUGCCGGCGGGUUGCCUGUCCCUGCUGGUAACAGUUCAGGAUGCUGAGCGUUAUACCACCUUGUUUGCCAAUGUGGUCCUCAAGUGUGACUACAGCACCUCAGCGCAGCUGCAGGAUGUGGUGGUGACCUGGCGCUUCAAAUCCUUCUGCAAGGAUCCCAUCUUUGACUACUACUCAGUCUCAUACCAGGCCAGUUUAGCUCUUGGCCAGGAUCCAUCUAAUGACUGCAGUGACAGCCAGCGAAAGGUGCGCAUUGUCAUCCAGAAAUAUGGACAGAACGAGCCUGUACUGGGCGUCGAUUACCGGCAACGGAAGAUCACCAUUCAGAACCGGGCAGACCUCGCUAUCAGCGAGGUCAUGUGGUGGGACCAUGGCGUGUAUUAUUGCACUGUGGAAGCACCAGGAGAUACAUCAGGUGACCCAGACAAGGAAGUUAAGCUAAUUGUUCUCCAUUGGCUCACGGUGCUCCUUAUCAUCUUUGGUGGGCUCCUCCUUCUCCUGCUGAUUGGAGUGUGCUGGUGCCAGUGCUGUCCCCAGUAUUGCUGCUGCCACAUCCCAUGCGUCUGCUGCCCAAAGCGGUGCUGCUGUAACGAGGAAGCACUGGAACAGCAUCGGUUCAUGAAGCAGGCUCGUGCACUUGCACCUUGGAUGUCACCCAACAUGUUCUACAGAGGUGGUGAUAGGAAUUCCCAACUUUCUUCUUACCAGCUGAACCCUCUGCUGCAACGAGAUGUGUCUCUGCAGAGCAGUAUUCCACUGGUGCAGCCACAAGGUCAGCUUUCUUCUAACAAGGGUGUCUUGGACUACCUGGAGUCUGAAAUCCAAAACCUUAACCUGUCCCAGCCCCUGCCACCCUCCCACCAGCAGCAGGCUGUGCCGCACCCCAGCAUGCUCUCCUCCCUGGGCUCCGAGAUUGUGGAACGCAGGGUAAUACGUCUGCCUCCUCUCAUCAACUCUGUCCCGUCCUUCCACGGGAGCAGCAACUCCACACGCCCCCAGAGAAAUGCUCACACGCCCCAACCCUGGGAUUUCCCAGCAGAGAACAAGAGGGAAAACCGGCAGUGGCCCCGGCCUCCCAGUAGGGAUUCUCACUCCACCUACAGUCGGGAGCCCUGGGACAGGCAGCAAGAGGAGCAUCCUCCAAGGCAGAGGACAGGCAGCUACAAUGGUAGGCCUUGGCGCUCCAGACAAGAUGUCUCACCCACGCGCCAUGCUGAGAGGGGCAAGAGCAGCAGCAGCAGUUUCUACCCAGAAGAGGCCAAGGAGCACUCUAGCCACCAUCGUGACUCAAGACAGCAGCCCACAGAGAGGCGAGACUACCAGCACCACACCAGGAGGAGCAACAGCUCAGGUCAGCGGCGGCACAGCUACUCUCCCCCUUCUCGGCGAGGGUCAUGGAGCUCCUCCGAAGAGCAUGUCCGUCUCCCAGUGGCAAACCGCAAGCGUCACCGCCGGUCUCGGGACCGGCCAGAAGAUAAACCCCCCAGUUAUCGCUCACUAGAAGUCAUCCCAGAUCGGGACAGCAAGCGUAGAGACAGUGUAGGGCCACGCUCGGAUAGAGGAAGUUCCCGCAGUGGAAGAAGCAUAGUCAUUUAAUGCCAGUGCUGAAAGAACUGAGAUUCCCACCAAACUCCUUUUUGCUGUCCCACCAUGUAGGCUGGGAUGGCUGCUUUUGAUUGGACAGGCAACAAGCAAAAAAACAGAUAAAGCUGCUUCCCGUGAGACUUGUGACUCUAAAGAAUCUAUGUCUAGUGCCCAUGAAAGCAGUACCUAAUGCCUUCAUACUCCUGCUUUGACCUGGAAACUUAGGUUUGCAAUGGGCUGUAAUCUGUUGAAAACAUUCUGUUGGAAAUGGUGUACUUUUUAGUGGCAUUGAACAAACAGUAUAUUCCCAACUUUUAAAGAAAGAUACCAGUUGUCCUUGUUAGGUGCUCUGGCACGGCAAGGAGCCCAGUCUGUAGAACACUGGUCUUUUGCACACUGCUCACUGGUGAAUGGCUCAAGUAAUCAGAGUUGUAGAAUCACAGAACAGUAGAAUAAUUCAGGUUGGAAGAGACCUCCGGAGUUCAUCUGGUCUGGCCCCCUGGGAGUGAGGUGUAGUGAGGCACAGCUUCCUAGGGUCCUAUGUUGUGCUUGAGAAUGUGUAAGAUUUGCUUCUUCUGCCUUGCUGUUUGGCAUAGUUAAGGGACAGUCGCUUCCUUUCACCCCAGUAAGCCUGUCUCCCAAACAGAAGAAUCAGAAUGUUGGAAGGAUGUUUGACUGCCUUAACAAGGGCUCACUAGCACAUCUGAAAAUUGCCAAUUCAUCUACCUGUCACUGACCGAACCACCCUGCCCUGCUUUAACCAGUUGUGGUUAAAGGUACUUGUGCUAGCCUUUAACCAGCCUUGCUUUUAUUUGUAAAUUUAAAGGGCUAAAUUUAACAAGGUCUGGCUGUCCUCACAGGGCCUGAGCAAGGUAUGACUACUGCUCCUGGUACUGUGGACCAGAAUUUCCUUCAACUCUAGGAAGCAUGACUUUGGUGGAUAUAUCUUUCCUGAGACAUGUACUCUUUUGCAUGCAUUUUAUGUUCUUCCUUUGCUCUCUGUGCCAUCUGUUGUGUACAUGGGGUAGGGUAAAGGGCUCUGUGAGAAGUCUUACGGUCACCACUUUUACUACUGCCCUAACAAUACUACCGUCUCCAAAUGUGUUGUGCAUCUGAGCCGUAGCUAGAUUGCCAGGUUUUCCUAACUGUUACCUUGCAACUAAAACAGAAUUUAUCUGUGCUCUAAGAACAGUUGCUGAGGAGAACAACUUGCCAUUUCCCCUUGAUACGAUUCAUCUACUGUUUUCAUUAGAAUGUGCUGAAAAAGCAGAGAUAUUCCCUGUGUCCUUCUAGUUGGAUGCUGGCUGCCUCUAUAGGAAACUGGCUUUCCAAAGAUACUUCUUGGAUUCAUAAGACUCAAUUGUUUGUGAGGAACUUCUGGGGCAUCUUGUGAGUUAUUUUGUAACCCAGAGGCACUAGUGAUUGGCCAGGAUCAAUCAUUAUACUGCCUAGGUUAUUUCCCAACCACUACCAGAUGGGACACCUUCUACUAUUUGUUCUUUAAUGUCCCAGGUGGUGAUGUGCUUACAGUUUCCCUUGGAAGACUGACUUGGAGAUGCUUUCAUUUUCUCCACCUCCCUUAUUCUUUUCUUUGGACAACAAUGGGAAAAUUCCUGCUGGGGGGGGGGGGGGGAAUACUUCUAGCUGGAUACCCGAAGCAGUUGCUGGUUGACCAAAGGCUAUUAUGGGGAACACUCACUUUCCUGCAGUUCUUUGGUUGAUAGUGCUGAUUUCUGCCUACAGAGAGAGAGCAGGAGGACUUUACUAGUCGCCCGGUAGACUUUGUUUCAGAAGUGGAGACCUACUUUCUGGAGGCAGAGGGGCUGUUGGACAGUAGUUGAUGGCUAGCACAAAAAGGAAUGAAAGAGCUGAAAGAGCAACUCCAAAGUUGGAAUUCAAGAAGGGGAAGCUGUAAUAAGCUCAGUCCUUGACUGCAUUAGACCCAAACUGUGAACGUGAACUGACUCAUGAGUUACACUUGAAGUAUGGGGUAUUAAGUGUGUUUGCAGAACUUGCAGAGCUGCUGAGCUCACUGGCUGUGGAUCAUUUUUAUUCUUAUUUAAUGACAUGCUGGUGAUGGGACUUAAUGUUCUGAGGGUUUUAUGUAUCCCUUGUUUUAUGGCUGGAAUUUUUUUUAAUUUCGGAGGAGUUUAUGGUGACUGCAGUGAUAGAAAAUAUGGGGCUCCUUCUUCCAAAACUGUCAUCUUGUUUUGACUUUAGCAUUGCCCUUUGCCAACUAGUAGUAGAUCCAGGAUCUGGAAGAUUUUUCCCUGGGAAGCUGAAUUAGUGGCUUGGAAUUUGACUUUCUCCUUUGCUUCCCAUAGAUCUAUGCAGAAAAACCUCUUUUUCCUGUCAUCUCAGCCUAACCCAAAUGUCCAGGUUUCAGGGAAGGACUGCCCCUCUCUCCAUCAAGAGCAGAGUCUACUGACACCAGCUGAGAUCCCAAGAUGGCAGCAUGGGAAAGAGUUUACUCUCUUUCACAUACAAAUGUGUAUAACCCAAUAUUUGUCUAGCAAUUUUUUCCAAGAUCAAGGACCCCCUGUCACAGCAAGAAACCCAAAGAUGACUUUGUGUAACAGCAGCAGCUAUUGAAGCUUGCCACUGUAGUAUGAGCAUACUAACUGCAGGUCCAAACUUUUUGAUCUAAAUCCUGUGAAGGAGCUGUCCAUCUUUAUUCUUUUCUCUGGUCCCCAUAAUUGAGCUAGGGUAGCUAAUUGUAGAUUGUGUAAAUUUGCACAAUAUAUGCUGUGUGAAGUCUGAAGAGUUUUAUCGUUACCAUGCUUGAGCAUCUCUUCAGUCACUUUGUUCAUAUUUAUGGAAACAUCAAACAAAACUCUUCAUGGAAAAUUGACUGUAUCUCAGACUUAAUUCUGUGACUUCUUAAACUGCAGACAGAAGUAGAUUAGGUUAUCCAGCAGGGAAGCAAAAAUGGUACAAGGUUUACUAAAAUCUGGUCCACAGACCACUAUGGUUCAUAAAAUACCAGUUGGUGGGCUGUGAAAUAAUUAAAAGGGAAAUUUAUACAUGCAUGCUUCACAACUGCAAGCAGACAGAAAAGUGAGAAGAAAAUAGGCUAUACUUUGAAUGCUUAUUUCUAUUUUUAAUUGGCUGCAAAUGAAAGCCAUUGUGACUGCACUGCACAAUACUAAAUGGACUCUUUUCCUCCAGUAAGAUUACAGGGUCUUUUGACUUUCAAAAAAGAGAGAGAGAGUGAAUCAGGCAGCUCAGAUACUACACAGUGAAAAGAAAUAACAGUAGGAAGUAGCAUAGCCUAGUUCUUUCUAUGCUGUAAUAUAAUCAUGUUUGAUUUUCAGCCACUGCAAAGAGCUGAUGUUCACAUGUCAGCCCAUGUGUGGUGAAAGAAGCUGAAUAUGUGUUGCAUUUGGCAGUUAUUGCCAUUCCAGACUUUUGUUGUUCCUGUCAGGCAACUGAAGGAACAUAACAUACCUUACCCUCGAGAAUGAAUUUUUCUAUACCACUGAAGAUAAAGUGCCUUGAUAGUAACUGGGACUACCCUAAUUAAAAUAAUAGUGUAAUGAGUAAGGGACCAUGCCAUGUGGGGCAGAUAAGGACGUCUAUGUUGCUCCUGGCAGCUGCUUUCCACCAGAGAUUUGUAAGAGAGAUAAAAAUCAUGUAAUUUUUCUUUGAUUAAGAAAGGACUUGCAUUAUCUGGCUUUCUUGCUUAUUUGCAGAGCACCCUGCCAUUCCAGAAUGCCAUUCCAGGAAUGGAGGACAAGGGCUGUUUCUUGUGUAAUCAUUGAUCUGGUCUUGGCAAUUGUCUGUUUGGCAGUAGAAAGUGCUGAAAAGCCCAGUUGCUAUCUCUGGGAUUGUAUUCAUGAUACACUAACUUUAGCACUAGCUAAAGUUAGGCUAACUUGGGGGUGGGGGGGAAGUUACCUUGUGAUAGCAACCACAGUGCAAAUCUCCUCAGCAGUACGUAUUAUUGCGUAGGGUAGCUAAGUCCCCUCUGUGUUACUACCUCCAGCAGCACAUCAGUUUAAAACACCACUUAAUAUGGUUAGAGACUUUAGUUUGUGGACCUGACGUAGGAGAGAGAUGACACUUGAGAUUAUAUUAAAUUAACACCCGCAAGUAAAGACUGCUCCUUGCUAUUUCUGUAAAGUUUAAUGCCUAUAAUGUGACUUGUACUGGUCUUCCAAAUGUUAUUCCAGCUGUAAAAGUAGAUGGCAAAUGUGUAGAUUUUCUUCAAUGAUUGUCAAAUGUGUAAUUAAAAUAUAUGAGAACUUUCAA
This is a messenger RNA of Dromaius novaehollandiae (emu), 5925 nucleotides long. RefSeq names its product immunoglobulin like domain containing receptor 1 (gene ILDR1). The record is from RefSeq and is a predicted model, not a curated record. Bases 46 to 1686 code for a protein of 546 amino acids. The transcript is spliced from 8 exons. Lineage: Eukaryota; Metazoa; Chordata; Aves; Casuariiformes; Dromaiidae. Gene Ontology annotation, molecular function: high-density lipoprotein particle receptor activity. Gene Ontology annotation, cellular component: plasma membrane.